UUCGGUUCGGAGCAGUUCGGAGUCGCUGGAUGCGAAGCGCUUGCACGAUACACCAACAGAGAACGCUGCGGUAUGCCUACACAUGACGCGCGCGAAACGAAAAAUGUCACUAAAUUACAGAGCGCUGUUUUUAUUUUCCAAGAACAAUGUAAUUUGCAUCAUAUUCUAGAAACCGAAUAUUGAAGAGAUUUUAGCGAGGCAGCUCUACCGCAAUUAUAAUAAUCGCAAGUUGUUUGUCGUAAUAAAAAAAAAAGAAAAUUAUCAGCAAGAAGAUACCGGCUUGAAGUUUGUCUCUCAUUUGAUUUCUUUAGUUUUGCAACAAUGCCUAUUACAUACCUGCCUUAAUUGGCGUCGCGAAGUAGAACCCAACGGUCGAAUCGAACCGACGUUGAAAGGAAAACGUAAAAAGGAAUUAUGCAAGAAGAAAACGCUCGCGCGUGCACGCAAAGCGGCGGCAGAUUCAUCGAUACGCUGAUCACACAAUGGGUGAACCGAACGGGAAGCAAUGUUCCGUCACAGCAAGCGGAAGAGCAGGUAGCCGAAAGUUCGAACACGAAGGAUGUCGACAACAACAAGCAGCAAGCCCUGCAGAAUCACGAACGCGUGAUUCAAAGCCUGAAACGAAAACUGAAGGAGAGCCAAGAGGCGGAGGCCUCAUUGUCCGCCUCCUUGGAGACGGAGGUGCGCAACAGGGAGGAGAUUCAGACGAAACUGAACGCCACUUGGGUGUAUAUUGAGAACAUUACGGAGUAUUUCAAUUACAUCAAAGAGAGCCUUGCCAGUUUUCAACAGCACCGCACUAGUUUGGCCUCCUUAUAUGAUAACGUGAUUUUGAAACAACAAGAAACCAUCCAGAAGCUGCAGCUGAACGACUCGAAAUCAAAAGAUCUGGAGAAUCAUGUCGCGCAAUUGAAAAAUAAUUCGCUAUUUCAGGAGGAAAGAUUACAAGAGGCGAUAGCGGAGCAGAAUAAAUUACGAAAGCAAUUGGAGACCUCCGAAUGUGAGCUGCAGUUGCAGAGGAAUGAAUUGGCGAACGCACAUGCCGCGGAAAAGCUGACACUUGUCAAAGAACAGCAGCGAUUGCUAUUAGAAUAUGAAAAUGUACAAUCGCGACUGCAGAUGGUCGAGAAAGAGAAAUGCGACAUCGUCGCACAACUAGAAAACAAAUUGCUCCUUCAUGAAGACAAAAUGCAAGAGGCGCUGAUGGAGCAUAACAAAUUAAAAAAACAAGCGGAGAGUGCUGAACGCGAAUUCCAUUCGCAGAAAAAUGAAUUAACGAGAGCAUACGCUGAAGAAAAGAAAAUGCUUAUUGAAAAACAACAGCGAUUGCAACUAGAAUCGGAAAAUUUACAAUCACGAUUAAACACGUUAGAGCAAGACAAAAACAAUAUUACGGAAAUAAUCGAGCAAAAAGAUGCACUUAUCUCAAAAUUGGAAGAUGAAGUCUCCAUGUAUAAAAAUCAAAUCGAUACGAUAACGGCGAGAUAUAACGAGACGAGCGCUAAGUGUGAAGCAUUAACGGAAAGGCAACAUACGCGGGAGGAAGAAUUGGUUACAAAAACGGAAAGAAUUCAAAAUUUAGAGACGAUGUUAAGUGCAGUAAAGCAAAGGGAGGCAGAUCUUGUUAAUGACGUGAAUAGAAUAGAGGAAACAUUAACUAAUAAAAGGGAUUAUAUCAACAAUCUGGAAAAUAAGCUUUCGAACGUGCAGAGGGACUUGCAACUUGCACAGAUGCAGAACACUGCGAUGAAGGAGAAUCUAGAAAGAACUAAAAGUACCAACGAGUUUACCACUACCGAGCUUCAGCAAAAACUGAAGGCUCUUCAGAGAGAAAAAGAAGAAAUUAUAAAACGAGAAAGUACAAAGAAUAAGAACGCAGAGACGUUGUAUGAAAAUACACGAACCAAACACACUGAAGAAAUAUCAACUUUAAAGAACAAUUACGAAACACGAUUAGUCGAAUUACAAAAAACUAUAGAGUACCUAAAUGAAGUGAUCAAUGGUAUCAAGAAAGAGAAUAACGCGCUGAACAAGUCUUUGACGGAAACAAGAGCGGACAACACCAAUUUAAGAAAUAAUCAUGAGUUUCUUAUGCGUCGUAAUGAUGAUCUUCAGAAAAAGUUGAAAGAAGCUGCGGAAAUAACGCAGAUAAAAUCGAUUGACGAUCGAAAGCCCACGAGUGUAUCUACUAAGUACGACGAUUCCACACCGGUGAGUUUAAACGAUAAUAAUGAAGAUAAGCCAACGCAAACACUGGAUUCGAUGAGGCCUUCGAUGAAGAAGCAUAAUCAGAACGAGCAAGAAGCGGAAGUUACGUCAGUAACAAGCAAGAAGUUUUUCAAGUUCCGUUCCGUUCAACCUCAACCACGUACUUACGCCAAACGGCGAAGAGAUUGAAGAAACUUACAAAAAGAUCAUUGUUUCGAAUGGAACACAUCUGAAUGAGUAUCAGAUUCUUUUUGUUCAUUUCUUUUAUUAUUAUUAUACAGGAUUUUCUCAUUUCCAUUCGAAAUUAAUUUAAGUAUUAUUUAUAUAUAAUAAAAUACACAAGAUUUUCAUUAGGAAAUUAUAAAUGUGAGCUAGAGGUUGUAUGCAUUCGAUGUAGACCUACGGUUAAUAUCGGACAAAAAGAUAGUCGCGUUUACAGUAACGUCGUAAUAUGAAGUCUCAUCAUCGCGCUCUCAGAAAAAACGCCCACGCACCUUCGACACAGAGCAGACGAGAUUGUAGCUAGUGUGGAAGCGCGCAGAAAACUUAAAUUUAAACGUGAUUCAUCGGUUCGCCAUCCGACCAAUAAAUGAUCCUCUUUCAAUCGACGCGGUCCAAAUUACGCAAUGUAAUAGAGUCGCGCAAAUCUCACCUUUUACAAGAUAUCGUUAUAUGCAUUACUUUUUUGUUCCAGCUGUUAUAACGCAACUUACAAACAUAUCACUUUCAUGUUGUAGGUGUAACGAUUUUAAUUUUUCACGAUUGAUUUGUAAUAAGAACGUCUUGGAAACAAACUUUUAUAUUUUAUAAACUCUCUCAAGCUCACAAAUUAGUCUAUAUAUAUCAGCGACAAACUUUUAGAGUUUCGUCCUCGGGAUGUCUAUAAUUUUCCGCAUUUUCUCCGACUCUAUCGUCUCUAUCUCACGUUCACACGAGAGGCGAGUAUCUGCCGUGAAAUCUGGAUCGCGCAAUAAUAACCCGAGCCAUAUGACAGAGAACUAUUUAAAAGUAGCGCGUCCCACUUUUCACGAGGGCGACCGUAUUUUUUUUUUCUCCAUUCCUUCCUUCUGUGUCAGGACCUCGACACGUUGCCUACGCCCUAUACUGAAGAGCUAUGUGUUGGAAUAUGCAAUGUAAUCAAACCGAGAACAACGCGCGAGCCGUUUUGCUCGAACAGUUCAAACUAUCCUUGAUCUGACAUUUCUGUCUCCUAAUAAGGAUCCAUUCAAAUCAUUCAGACUUAUGUAUACAGCGACAUGUAUAAUAUCUGUCCCCUUUUUUAUUUGUUCUUCAUAUUCAUUCGUUCCCCAUCGAUUUCUCGAUUCAAAUUAGAGUAUUAGAACAUAUAUGUACAAUGUUAUUAUAUCAAAUUUAAACAGAAAAUAAAAAAAUGUUAACUAAUUAACUCUCUAUCAAACAAUUGAUUGUGAAAAAUUCGAAAUAUUCUCUUUCCGUUGUAUUUUUUAAAUAGACAUUACAGACGCGUAAUCGGCGUCUGAGACUCUUAAUAGUCGCUUAUUUAAUAAUGCCAACGCAACAGUGACACGCUCACGCGAAUCUUGUUUCGGCUUAUUUACCGGAUGCUAUAAUCAUUACUAAGCUGCCCAAUUUUCAUAGCAGCUGCGUCUCUCUGCGAUUUCGGAAAACCUAUUUCUCGUUUAACUGAAUAAGCCGCUAAUAUUAGAAUCCCGAAACGUGUGGAAUCACGUACGCUUGCGUCGCUUAUACGGGGUGUCGCGUCAACCAUGCGGAAUAUGAGAAAAAGUUAUCUCCGAUACUUCUCGUUUAUUGAUCAUCGAGCCAACGAAGAAGAGGAUAGGAUAGAAAGCCUUGAAGAUACAUCACAAUCCACACGAACAUUGACGAGGAAUCCUCGAUUGCGCUUUUGUGUGGACAUACAU
Temnothorax curvispinosus is the source of this 4109-nucleotide messenger RNA. RefSeq names its product CAP-Gly domain-containing linker protein 1-like. The transcript has 14 exons. NCBI's taxonomy places the organism in Eukaryota, Metazoa, Arthropoda, Insecta, Hymenoptera, Formicidae. The record is from RefSeq and is a predicted model, not a curated record. Bases 415 to 2397 code for a protein of 660 amino acids.